Messenger RNA from Dalotia coriaria, 1243 nucleotides. RefSeq names its product protein Wnt-6-like (gene Wnt6). Gene Ontology annotation, biological process: multicellular organism development; cell fate commitment; canonical Wnt signaling pathway. The record is from RefSeq and is a predicted model, not a curated record. Gene Ontology annotation, molecular function: frizzled binding; cytokine activity. The coding region runs from base 99 to 1124 and encodes 341 amino acids. Gene Ontology annotation, cellular component: extracellular region. The transcript is spliced from 4 exons. NCBI's taxonomy places the organism in Eukaryota, Metazoa, Arthropoda, Insecta, Coleoptera, Staphylinidae.
CAAAUGCGUCCGACCUGGGCCGACCGAAACGAACCGUCGUGGGCCAGUUCGAGUCAUGGGGCUCGCCUGGGUGCAGUGAGUGUGCGCGCGCGGAGGACAUGCACGCCGUGCUCGUGCCUGUCUACCUUCUGCUUAUUACCCCCAUCACAUUCUCUUGGUGGCCAGCCGGAAGUCAGUUGUUGCUAGAUCCGCAAGUGAUGUGUAUGAAGAAGCGCCAGAGUAAGAAGAUGCAGGAGAUGUGUCAGGAUACGUUGCUCAAAGCUUACGUGGGAAAUGGCGUACGGCUGGCCCAGGAGGAAUGUCAAUGGCAGUUUCGCCAUCGUAGGUGGAAUUGCACUUCAACGCAGAGGAGCCUCAAAAAUGUUGUCUUGAAUGACACAAGAGAAACAGCAUUCGUCAAUGCGCUUAUCGCUGCCGGAGUGACAUACACCGUGACGCGAGCCUGCACCACAGGCGAGUUGCAACACAAAUGUUCCUGCGAUUCAACCUGGAAACGUCAAAAGAAAUACGGUAGGGAAGGUGAUUUUCGCUGGGACGGAUGUGGCGAGAAUAUCAACUACGGUGUGCGCAGAUCAAAAGAUUUCCUGGAUUCUAGAUACAAGCAUGUUAAAAACGACAUUAAGACAUUAGUCAAACUGCAUAAUUAUGCCGCCGGACGAAUGGCGAUUAAACGUCACAUGCGAACUCAGUGCAAAUGUCAUGGUAUAUCCGGGUCGUGUACGAUGAAAACCUGUUGGAAGAAAAUGCCGGCCUUCCGCGAGGUGGGUGAUAGAUUAAAGGAACAUUUUGACGGCGCUGCAAAAGUAAUCCCAGGCAAUGACGGACAUAGCUUUGUACCCGAAGGUGACACCAUCAAACCACCCGGUAGGGAAGAUCUGGUUUACUUGGAGGAAUCCAUCAAGUACUGCACCGAGAAUCUCACUCUAGGAUCAUUAGGUACUAAGGGAAGAAGUUGUAACGCUUCGUCGUUGGGUGAAGAAGGUUGUGAUAUCUUGUGCUGCGGAAGAGGUUAUCAGACUGUACGACGACGUGAGACGGUCAAUUGCAAUUGCGAAUUCAAAUGGUGCUGCAACGUGGUAUGUCAAACGUGUGAGAAUGAGUACGACGAAAUCACCUGUCGAUAAAUCAGGUUAUGUUAAGAAAUAAAAAUAUCAUUGUGAUUUGGGGUGCACCCUGUAAAUAUCUAAUCUCUUUUGAUAGCUCUAAGUGUAAUUUGAAUAAAUAAUGAUUGUUAAUAUGAGAA